AUGGCCGCCGCUCCUGAGAUCCCCAAGAUGCAGAAGGCUAUCAUCUAUGACCAGCCCGGCACUGUCUCAACUAAGAUCGUGGAUCUUGAGGUACCAGAGCCUGGUACUGGUGAAGUCUUGAUUAAUCUAACACAUUCGGGCGUCUGCCACUCCGACCUCGGAAUCAUGGAAAACACAUGGAAAGGCCUCCCAGCCCCAACCCAGCCAGGCCAAGUAGGCGGCCACGAAGGCGUCGGCAAAGUAGUGAAGCUCGGCCCGGGGACAGAGUCCUCAAACCUGAAAAUCGGCGACAGAGUCGGCAUCAAAUGGAUUUCGAGUGCAUGCGGACACUGCCAACCCUGCCAAGCCAGCACCGACGGCCUAUGCUUCAACCAAAAAGUCUCGGGGUACUACACCCCAGGAACAUUCCAACAAUACGCCCUCGGCCCAGCAAAUUACGUCACCCCAAUCCCAGACGGCCUCGACUCAGCCGCAGCAGCACCGCUCCUUUGCGCCGGCGUAACAGUCUACUCAGCGCUGAAGCGCAGCCACGCCCGCCCAGGCCAAUGGGUGGUUAUCUCCGGUGCCGGCGGCGGAUUGGGCCACAUGGCCGUGCAGCUCGCGAGUCGGGGUAUGGGGCUGCGGGUGAUUGGGAUUGAUGACGGCAGCAAAGCGGAGCUGGUGAAAGAUUCCGGCGCGGAGCACUUCGUCGACAUAACGCAGUUCCCGCGGGACGACAAGGGCGCGGCGCUGACGAAACACGUGCAGGCGUUGACGGAUGGGCUGGGCGCGCAUGCGGCGAUUGUAUGCACUGCUGCGAAUGCGGCGUACGCGCAGGCGCUGCCGCUGCUGAGGUUUAACGGGACGCUGGUUUGUGUCGGGAUUCCGGAGAACGAGCCGCAGGCUAUUGCGACGGCGUUUCCGUUUGCAAUGAUCAACAAGCAUACUACUAUUACGGGGUCGGCGGUUGGGAAUCGUAGGGAGGCUAUUGAGACGAUGGAGUUUGCUGCUAGGGGGGUUAUUAAGGCGCAUUAUCGGGUUGAGAAGAUGGAGGCUUUGACGGAGGUUUUUAAGGAGAUGGCUGAAGGGAGGGUCAAGGGGAGAGUUGUAUUGGAUCUUUCUGGUUAA
Penicillium soppii is the source of this 1107-nucleotide messenger RNA. Its product is annotated as zinc-dependent alcohol dehydrogenase. Gene Ontology annotation, molecular function: oxidoreductase activity. The record is from RefSeq and is a predicted model, not a curated record. Lineage: Eukaryota; Fungi; Ascomycota; Eurotiomycetes; Eurotiales; Aspergillaceae. The transcript is spliced from 3 exons. Bases 1 to 1107 code for a protein of 368 amino acids.